Sesamum indicum (sesame) is the source of this 2822-nucleotide messenger RNA. RefSeq names its product putative late blight resistance protein homolog R1A-10. The record is from RefSeq and is a predicted model, not a curated record. Gene Ontology annotation, molecular function: ADP binding. Gene Ontology annotation, biological process: defense response to other organism. NCBI's taxonomy places the organism in Eukaryota, Viridiplantae, Streptophyta, Magnoliopsida, Lamiales, Pedaliaceae.
UACAAGAGGUCAAGAACCAAGAAAUGGCUUAUGCUUCUGUGGUUUCUUUAAUAGAAACACUGGAAGAAAUUAGAGAUGGGCAUGAAAUUCUUUACAACAAAGAACAAAUUGAGUGCCUCCUUUCAAAGGUUAGUUUCCUCCAAACCUUUCUUGAAGAUUUUUCACAGAAAAACAGCAAAGAAGUAAAAGAACUUGAAACACAGAUCAGGGAUGCAGCUUAUGCAGCUCAAAAUAUGAUCGAUUCUUAUAUAUCAAAUCAACUUCUUUCAAUGUGUGAAUGCUGUGUGGAUAGGAGUUAUACUGUAUUCUGUGAGGAGCUGCAACGGGUGGUCGAAAACUUUGAUUCAGCAAAACUGCAAGUGAUGGAGUUUAGGAACAUGGGCUCGAAGAAUUUGGCGCCCAAGAAUUCUUUUUCAGCUGGUUCUUUGAGAUUAGCCUCUGGUGGGAAGAACAGUAUGGUGGGAUUUGUUGAUGAAAUGUUGCAAAUAAAGGACAGGCUGACUGGACAGCCAUCAUACAAACUCGAUGUUAUUUCGAUUGUUGGAAUGGGAGGAAGUGGAAAGACUACUCUUGCUAGAAGCAUGUACGAUGAUGCUUUUAUAGUGUAUCACUUUUAUACUCGUGCUUGGGUAACUAUAUCUCAAGAAUAUCAUCUCCGUGAAAUCCUGCUAGGCCUCCUAAUGUCAAUGAAAAAGCUUACUGGGAAAAAAUGUGAAGAUAGUUAUGAAGAAUUAGCAGAGUACCUAUACAAAAGUCUGAAGGGUAGAAGGUAUCUUAUUGUUUUGGACGACAUGUGGGAUAUCCAGGUCUGGAAUGAAAUCAAACUAUUGUUUCCAGAUGAUGGCAAUGGAAGCAGAAUCAUCUUGACUUCUAGGAUAUCGGAUGUGGCUUUGUAUGCUAGCUCUAAUAGCCCUCCUUAUAACAUCCGUUUCCUAAACAAUAAUGAGAGUUGGGAUCUGCUUAAAGAAAAAGUGUUUCAGGAUGAAAAUUGUCCUACUGAAUUGGAAGGACUUGGUAAAAAGAUUGCACGAAGUUGCCAAGGACUUCCUCUAGCAAUUCUGCUAGUUGGUGGGCUCCUUGCCAAGAUCCAACGUACACAAAAUCACUGGAGAAAUGUUGCAGAAAAUGUUCCGUCAAUUAUAUCUACACAUAAUGACCAGUGCUUAGAGAUACUAUCUUUGAGUUAUAACCACUUGCCACAACACUUAAAAAUGUGUUUCCUUUAUAUGGGAGUUUUCCCAGAGGAUUACCAAAUUCCGGUCUCCAAACUCAUUCGAUUAUGGGCUGCUGAAGGAUUUCUAAAACCAUGUGGUGAUGAAAGUUUGGAUGACGUGGGAGAGAAAUAUUUGCAGGAUCUUAUAGAUAGAAGUAUUGUCUUGGUGAGUAAGAGGAAGUUAAGUGGAAAAAUUAGGACAUGCAGCAUUCAUGAUCUUGUGAGGGACCUUUGUGUGAGAGAAGCUCAAAAGGAAAAGUUUAUUCGCACCAUUAAAACUGAUGAUGAUCUUUCAUCAGAAGACGCAUUUGGUUAUCGCCGCCUGUGUCUUCAUUCAAGUAUUCUACACGAUGAUGCUUCGUUUCGUAGGGAUUCAGUUAUUGCUGUUCGUGAACAUUCAGAUGGCCGCUUGAAAGAAAUCUAUGAUGCAAUGAGAUCGAGCCCACUAAUCCAUUGUCUUAUAUUUACUGGUACAUAUCAUAAGCCCUUGAACAUUUUUCUCAGGUUUGGAUUGCUCAGGGUGUUAGAUGCGCUUUCGGUAACUUUCUUUUGGUUCCCCAUAGAAGUACUAGAACUUGUUAACUUAAGACACCUUGCUCUCACCUUUGAUGGUGAGCUGCCCAGGAUGGUCUCCGAUCUUCAGAACCUGGAAAUUUUAAUUGUUCACCAAGUCUUUUGGGGGCCUCUAUCGUAUCUACCUUUAGAGAUAUGGAGGAUGCCACGAUUAAGACAUCUCGAGUUCAAAGAAGUUUUCUUCCCUAAUUAUCCUGGUACACUAUAUUAUGGGAAGAACACUUUUAGUCUUGAAAACCUGCAAACGCUAGUGGGGAUACGAGACUUCAGAGUUACUGAGGAUGUCUACAAGAGCAUCCCAAAUGUAAAGAAGCUGGAAAUUGUAUAUGACAAAAACUCCAACACAACGGAGUGGUCAUUGUAUUGUCUUGAUAAUCUUGUCCAUUUGCAUCAACUUGAGUCUUUAAAAUGCCACUUCUUGGAUGCUCACCGACAAAAGCCAGAUCUGCCAGACCUUACCUUUCCCUCAAAGCUCAAAGAGUUGAGUCUGCUAGGCUGGGAAAUUCCCUCGAAAUAUAUGACAACCAUUGGCUCGUUGCACAAUCUUGAGAUCCUCAAGCUGCGAUUCUGCUCCUUACGAGAUGAUGAGUGGGAACUAAGCGAAGGAGAAUUUUAUAGAUUGAAAAUUUUGGUGCUUGAAGGGAUGAAUAUAGUGCAGUGGAGAGCGGAAGCUGACCAUUUUCCAAGUCUCGAGCAACUUAUCAUUAAGCAUUGCAGAAAAUUAGAGGAGAUCCCUCCUGGUUUCGGAGACAUACCAACACUUCAAUUAAUCAAGGUGGUUGAGGGCAGCCGCUCCUGCGAAAGUUCUGCCAUGCAAAUCCUGGAAGAUCAGCAGAGUUUGGGGAAUUAUGGCCUCAAAGUGAUUACUUAAUAAAGUAAAAUGUUUUCUUACUAAAGAUGUCGAAUAACAAUAACGUAUGCUUAUUUCGCCAUUGGAUCAUGUCAUGUGUGCUUUAUUUCUGUCAAGUCGAAGCUGCAGAGUCCAUUAUGUACCGAACAGAGCAGGUUUGCUGGUGAAUGUCUGAACUAUUAUUUA